Messenger RNA from Mobula hypostoma (lesser devil ray), 4520 nucleotides. It is a transcript of the gene trappc10, whose product is annotated as trafficking protein particle complex subunit 10. Gene Ontology annotation, molecular function: protein binding. The record is from RefSeq and is a predicted model, not a curated record. Gene Ontology annotation, biological process: intra-Golgi vesicle-mediated transport; early endosome to Golgi transport. NCBI's taxonomy places the organism in Eukaryota, Metazoa, Chordata, Chondrichthyes, Myliobatiformes, Myliobatidae. Gene Ontology annotation, cellular component: TRAPPII protein complex.
AUGAGCACAGGUAAAAGGGAGGGCAACAGGAAGAGCGAAGUUUGGACCACAAGUAAAGAAGCAAACCCUUUGUGCGGGAGACAGGUCCUGCUGCAAACUGGCGAUGCCUUUAAGGGGGACCGGAAGCGGAAGCAGGCUGAGGGGCGGAUGGAGGCGGCCGAGGAGAAGCUGCUGCUGUUCACGAUGGAAAACCGGCCGCUCGCCACCUGUGCAGGAGAUCAAGCCCUCUUCUCUUCCGUGUACUCGAUACUUGUGCAGCAACUUCCACGGGAACCCAUGGAAUGGAGAAGGUCAUAUGGACGCCCACCGAAGAUGAUCCACUUGGAGGCUAAUUUUGUUCAGUUUAAGGAAGAGUUGAUUCCCAAGGAGGGUAACCGAGCACUAUUAACCUUCCCGUUCCUGCACAUAUUUUGGACAGACUGCUGUGACACCGAGGUUUACAAGGCAACAGCGAAGGACGAGAUCACAAAAUGGCAGAACAUUUUAAAGGCCUACAGCAGUUCCGACUGGCUGAUUGUUGUUGUGGAAAGUGACGCCAAGAAAAAGAACAAAACCAACAUUCUCCCCAGAACUUCCAUCGUUGAUAAGAUCAGAAACGACUUCUGCAACAAGCAGAGUGACAGGUGUGUGGUGCUGUCCGAUCCCCUGAAAGAUUCUGCUCGGACUCAGGAAUCCUGGAACGCGUUCUUCACCAAGCUCAGGACCCUCCUGCUGAUGUCAUUUACCAAGAACCUGGGCAAGUUCGAGGAUGACAUGAGGACCAUGAGGGAGAAGAGGACGGAGGCUGGCUGGAGUUUCUCCGAAUAUUUCAUGGUUCAGGAGGAGCUGGCUUUCGUUUUUGAGAUGUUGCAGCAGUAUGAGGAUGCGCUGGUCCAGUAUGAUGAGCUCGAUGCUCUCUUCACUCAGUAUGUCGUCAACUACGGUGCUGGGGAUGGUGCCAACUGGCUGGCCUCCUUCUGCCAGCCCGUAAGGAGCUGGAACGGGCUGGUCCUCCGCAAGCCCAUUGACAUGGAGAAGCGGGAGUUAAUCCAGAGGAACCAGGCCACCCUGCUCGACCUGCGCAGCUACCUCUUCUCGCGGCAGUGCACGCUGCUGGUCCUACUGCAGAGGCCAUGGGAGGUGGCACAUCGCGCCGUCCAACUGCUCCACAACUGCGUCCAGGAGCUGAAGCUACUCGAGGUUUCUGUCCCCGUUGGGGCGCUGGAUUGUUGGGUGUUCCUGAGCUGCCUGGAGGUCCUGCAGAGAAUCGAAGGUUGCUGCGACCGGACCCAGCUGGAGAACAACUGUAGCCACACCGUUGGACUUUGGUCAUAUGCCACAGAGAAGCUGAAGUCGCUGGGUUACCUGUGUGGGCUCAUCAAUGAGGAAGGACCGAAGUCUGAAGAUCUGAACAGGACGGUGGAUGUGUUGGCAGGACUGGGAGCAGAGAGAGCUGAAACAGCCAACAGCCCCCAGAGUCCCUACAAGACCCUCAACGAGGCACUGUCAUCUGUGGAGGCCUUUGAGAAACAUUACUUGGACCUUUCGUACGCUGCCAUGGAGAUGUAUAAAACGAUUGGACGUGUCCGCUCGGCUCAGCUGCUGGGGAAGGAUUUGGCGGAUUUUUACAUGCGGAAGGGGGAACCAGAGAAAGCGGAAAGCUACCUGCAGGAGGCUCUGAAGACGUACCUGUCAGAAGGCUGGGCUUUACUCAUUGCCCACACCAGGAAACAACUGGCUGAUUGUCAGAACCGCCUUCAGCAGACAGAGAACUACCUGCAGACAAGCAGCCUGCUGGCGGCUGACCACCAUCUUCUGGAGGCAGAACGCAUCCCCUUUUGCCAGGAGAUCCUUCGGCUGUCCAGGGUACCGGCUGACGACCGCUUGCUGCUUGGGAUGGACGGCUUUGCCCAGCUGAGAAGCCUGCGCUUGGAGCCGGCAGUGGCAGUGGUGCACGUGGGGGGGUGGCUGGACAUGGAGCUGACCAUCCACAGCCUCAUGCCCAUCCCAGUCCCCCUGGACCACCUCUCCAUCCACUUGCACCUCACCGUCAACAGAGACCCAUCCAAGAGGAGCAGCGAGUUGUCUGGGCGGGGUCAGAAUGCGGCCGGGAUCUUCCUCUUCUCGAACGAGUCCACUGGCCAGCGUGGCCCCCGGGGCAGCCAGCCGUCCGUUGAGCUGUACGAGUUGCACGAUCGCAGCCCCUCGGACAACGCACUCAACUGCAGCGGCAUUGUCUGCAAGAACAUGCACCUACUCCUGCGCAGACAGGAGAGCAGCUCGUCGAUGGAGCGACCGUCGGGGCUGGCCGUGGAGGAGAGCGCACACGUUCUGCGGUCUGGCGCCGUGCUGCUGCAGCCAGGAGACAACAGCAUUCACUUCAGGACCCAGGCCAGCGACUCGGGCACAUACACACUCCGGCAGCUGUGUGCCUCCCUGGGCCGGGUCCAGUUCACCUUCCCACACAUCUAUCCCAUCGUUCAGUACGAGGUUUACUCCCAGGAACCUCAGCUCAAGGUGGAACCUCUAACUGAGAGUCUCCUGGCUGGCAUCUCUCAGAGGGUGAGGUUUACGAUACAGACGGGGCAUUACGCGGUGAAGAGUGGAGACGCACUACAACUGAGCAUUGCGGACACUCUGCCCAUCCUGCAUUCGGCAAGCAGCACUGCAUCUGUGUCCACUGACAGUGGCGACAAGCUCUCUGAGACUCCGUUGUCCAUCCAGUCGUCUGGGAAGAUCAGCAGCAUUCCUCUGCCCUUGGCUCCUGCCUAUCACAUCAUUGAGUUUGACCUCCAUGUUAUCUGCCACAUGCCUCCCACACUGCCUACGCCCCCGGACGCAGAGAGACCCAGCGCUGACUUGAAGGCCACCCACAAAGGCCCCGAGAAAAGCAAGCCGGAAGCCCCUUGCAUGACCUCCAUUGACCAGAAGAUUUCAAUAGACUGCCCCUGGUCCAUUUACUCGACGCUGAUCGCUCUGACCUUCAACAUACCUUUCAGUGCUAGCCACUCGCUUCUGUCGACGGGACGAAGGAAGUAUCUACAGGUGUGUGUUCACAACCUGUCUGAGGUGGGUUUCCAGUUGUUUGAUCCUCAGUUGGUGGACCUGGCCAACAGUUCACACCUGGACUUUGUAUCCCUCAACUCCUCCAAGCAGCAGCACGUGUACAGCAGACAGGCCACAUUCUUCCUCUGGGAGCUGCGGUGGGACGGGGAGCCGGGACCCAGCCUGUCCUCCCAGUUCAGUGUGAACUUCAGCCCUCUGGACGGGCAGCAACAUGACUCGAUGAAACCCUACACCUACGAGUUCCGGCUCGACAAUUUCUGCACCCUGUACAAUGUGAAGGUGGAUAUCUCGCCCCCUCUGGGGUUGGACAUGUGUAAGAUGGGGACACUGUGCAGUCUGGAGGUAUCGAUCGUCCGGCUCUCCGAACUCACCGAAGGGGACAGAGAUGAGGCUCUCUCCGAGUCCGAUGGUUACUGUACUACCAGGCUGAUGUAUGAAGUUGUUGACAACAGCAGUAACUGGGCUGUGUGUGGCAAGAGUUCUGGGGUCAUUACCAUGCCAGUGGCCGCCCGCGCCACUCACAAAGUCCACAUGGAGGUGAUGCCUUUGUUCGCCGGGUUCCUGCCAUUUCCGGACAUCAAACUCUUCAAAUAUCUUCCUUUCCAGGCCUGUCCGUCAGGGCAGGUUGAUACGGCCGCUGACAGCUGGAUGGAGAACGACACUUUGUCCUUGGACAAGAACACAGAUGAGCAGGUGGAGAGCAGCAGCCUGCGCAGUCGAGGCAGCACCCACUCCUCAGGCAGUGGUGAACACAGAGGGCUGCCAAUGCCUCGCCUUCUUCCCUUCUGCACCGGGCAGGUCUUUAACGCCAGUGCCUGCUGCCAGAUCCUUGUUCUCCCCUGCCAGGACGAUCACAUGCUGGAGGUGAACGUCACAUGAUGCCGAGGGUUUGCACAGCCCCUGCGUUUCCUGGGGUGUAGUCACCGCGACAACGGUUGUGAUCGCUGGCGUUACUGCUGGUGUGAGCAGCCCCCUCAGACUGUAAAUCUAUCUGUAUAUUGGGAGCGGUACUGGGUUGUUGUAAUUAUAUUUGGUCUUUGUAAACGUCACACCAAAAUAUUUGUGAUUGAAUUUCAGUGCACAGAAAUUGAUCUCCUGUGGUGUAACUCUCCCCAUUCCAACCCAGCCCAAACCUGGAGACGCUCAGCUUUGCAUCUACCCAAACUAGGCACGUCCUUGCACUCAAGACCUGUACAGUCUCCUUGCAUGAUCCCCCCCCACUUCCCGUGAGAGUGCAGACCCCCCCACUUCCCAUGAGAGUGCAGACCCCCCCACUUCCCGUGAGAGUGCAGACCCCCCCACUUCCCGUGAGAGUGCAGCCCCCCCACUUCCCGUGAGAGUGCAGACCCCCGCUUCCCGUGAGAGUGCAGACCCCCCCUUCCCGUGAGAGUGCAGACUCCCCCACUUCCCGUGGGAGUGCAGAUCCCCCCACUUCCCAUGAGAGUGCAGACCCCCCCUUCCCGUGAGAGUGUAGA